AUGUCGGACGAUUGGUUUACUUCUAAACUUGCCCCCGAACAGGAAAAUCAUCCUCAGGAAGUAGAGGCUCUGAAAGAUUACCUAUAUGAAAAGACCACCGCAGCGGAAGCAGCUCAGACUAUCACGCGCCAGGUAGUGACUUCAGCCUCCCCUAGAAACGAUCUAGCUCGCCUACAAGUCCUCCUAAUCGACGCUCUUGUAGACCAACCCGGCGAUAGUACCAGCCGUGAAGAGCCCUUGAUAUUUCUACUGCGCGCCAUUGAGGAGCUCGAAGAACCCGAUUUCGAAGUUCUCGAACCAGCGGAGCGGCCACAAGCGAAACUUUGGAAAGGCUUUCCGUAUUUCGCCAAUCGAUGGUACGACAUCGGUUAUCGAUCCGGAAGCUGGAAAAUGGAUGCGGAGAAGGCGAGUGGGCCACAACGUGACGCAUUACGCAAAGAGCACGUGAGAAGGGCUGAGGUUGAAGCGCGGUUGGUAUUCGAGGGGCUUGCGGGUAUUCCUAUCCACUGGGGAUAUGAAGUCAUUGAGGAUUCUCUGAAGAAAGACGCGCUGCUGGAUUUCGAGGUGCCGGCUGCGGCGGCGUGGCUCCGUGGGUGUGGGAAGCGGUUUCGACAGGGCGCAGAAGAAGGGGAGAAAACAUAUGCGUUGGGUGGUGAAGCGAUGAGUUUGGAGCGGUGGUCGGAGUGGAAAGCGCGGUUGCUACAGGUAUUAAACCACUCGAGAGUUGUUCAGUUCGCGGCGGUCAUGGCACUUAAUGCUAUAAAUGCAGCAAACGGAGAGCAGGCGCUAGGAUCGGGCAUGAUGUAG
Alternaria hordeiaustralica is the source of this 807-nucleotide messenger RNA. RefSeq lists its product as uncharacterized. NCBI's taxonomy places the organism in Eukaryota, Fungi, Ascomycota, Dothideomycetes, Pleosporales, Pleosporaceae. Bases 1 to 807 code for a protein of 268 amino acids. The transcript has a single exon. The record is from RefSeq and is a predicted model, not a curated record.